Messenger RNA from Seminavis robusta, 531 nucleotides. NCBI's taxonomy places the organism in Eukaryota, Bacillariophyta, Bacillariophyceae, Naviculales, Naviculaceae. The record is from the annotation of a GenBank genome assembly.
AUGGCCAGUGCAUCGUCGGAAGACAGCAAGAAAGCAGCCAACGACUCGUUAGACGGAUCGUUAGACGGCAACGCUUCCCACAUGCCAAGAACACGGCGACAAUGUCCGGACGAUGAAGACAACAACUUGAACAAAAUACUGGGAAAAGAUGCGCCGCGAAGAUCACUGAGUUCCGAGUUGGAUGGCUCCCUGGUGAUUGGUGAUAACUGGAAGAACAUGACGACGGUACACAAAGGAAGGCAUGAAUUCGGUGACAGCAGUGAUUCCUUAAUGGACGACAGUUUUGCGGAAAGCUUUGGGGGGAAUAGCUUCGCGAGCUCACAAGAUAGCUUUGCUGCGGAUGAAGAGGACAAAAUAGCAUCUCAAUUCACAACGUUGGAUGAUUCCUCAUCAGGAGGAGGAGGAGGAGGAGCGGUGACUGCUCGAAGGGCGACACCAAGACGGACGUACAGCAAGCAAAGGAAAACUAUGCCAAAGAAAUCAGAUCCAUUACAAGCAAUUUCAGAAGACGAUGACACUGCAGAUUCUUAG